AUGAGUUUAAUCGCCAAGGUGGUCACCAUGAUGUGGUUCAAGGUCGAGGACGCCCUUGUCGCCAAAGUCCUUCAAAUGCCAGGUUUUCACCACGGCGUCCGCAAGAUCCAUCGCACCGUCGAAGAGUUCCGCCAUGGCCGCGAUCCCAACGAACCGCUGCGCGAGGGCGAGGCUACCGAGGACCCGAAUCUGCAGAAGCCACAAGUCCAAACCUUCGUCAAGUUCUUCGUUGACGAAAUACGCAAUCAGGCACGGGGAACGCCAACCGACAUCGACAAUCAACCACUACCUCCCAAGAAGUGA
Molecule: messenger RNA, 303 nt
Organism: Sordaria macrospora k-hell
Lineage: Eukaryota; Fungi; Ascomycota; Sordariomycetes; Sordariales; Sordariaceae
Source: RefSeq, a predicted model, not a curated record